AUGUGGUUUAGACUAUCAAGGAAGACCUUAAAAGACUGUACCCAUAAGAGUUAUGGCCCUUUUCUGAAUAAUAGACCAGUAUGCGUGGAGGUGUCUAGCAAGGAUGAAGUCUUCCUUCAGCUUGAGAGUUUGGCAUCUUUGUUGAUUCUGUUAACAUGGAUCAGUACUGUUCUUUUUCCCAGCUGUCCUCCAAAGCUGAAUAUAUAUUUUUCUAUCUGCAUCUCCUUAAAUAACAUCACUAACAGCAUGUUUGUUUAUUGGAAUCAGCAAUCAAACUCAGAUCAGAAUAUUAGAAACCCAAUUUACUAUAUAUCAUCAUGUUAUCUAUAUGUAUGA
Molecule: messenger RNA, 336 nt
Organism: Peromyscus californicus insignis
Lineage: Eukaryota; Metazoa; Chordata; Mammalia; Rodentia; Cricetidae
Gene: Tmem243
Product: transmembrane protein 243
Source: RefSeq, a predicted model, not a curated record